Molecule: messenger RNA, 4318 nt
Organism: Stegastes partitus (bicolor damselfish)
Lineage: Eukaryota; Metazoa; Chordata; Actinopteri; Pomacentridae
Gene: pbxip1b
Product: pre-B-cell leukemia homeobox interacting protein 1b
Exons: 12
Coding region: 101-2845 (914 amino acids)
Cellular component (GO): membrane
Source: RefSeq, a predicted model, not a curated record
CAAGUUGGAUGUGGAGAGUCAGUGAGAAGUGGCAGCUGUAUCUGUGACACACUGAGGAAAAGUGACCGAGCACGGAGACAGGCAAAGCCUCUAGGGGGCCAUGUCUGGUGGCAGCAGCGCUAACAACAGCUGGACCAUCCUCACUUCUGAGGAAACUGCUGCUGAAACCCUGAGGCCUUUGGCAGAAGGGACGGAGCACCAUGAAGGAAGCCAAGCAUCUGCAGCAGGUUCUGGGGAGAACAACCCGCCUGCGAAUGCUGCAGAACCUGCAGAAGGCCUCCCGGUGCAGGACCACACAGUAUCGGAGGUGAAACCAGCAGAGCUCAGCGAGGCCUCUGUGCCUGCCACUGUCCCCGAUACCUUCGUUCCUUCCACUUUGGAGGCCUCCGGCAGCUCGAUCCACAGCAGCGAUGACGUCGGCCAGACGGACGGCUCGCCCGAGGGCCCGGCACUGCUCAGCCCCGACCCCGAUUCGUCCUCCGACUCCUACACCUGCAUCCCUUCCUCCCCAGACGAGCCUCCGGCCUUGCUGCUGAGCGCCGACACCAUCGGAACUGCAGAGUUUGCACCGGUCGAAGAGGAGCUUGCUCAGGAGGAAACGCUGCAUCACCUGAACGGGGAGGAGCUUCAGCAGGAAGGGGAGGAGUCACAGCUUCUGACGACUGACUUGGGAACACAGGCAGUGUACUUGGUGGACCAGCUGGUUCUGGACUUGUUCUGUAUCUGGGCCAGGAGGAGAGGCUGUGACUCCCCUCCGGAUGCAGAGGCGGGUGAGGAGAGGACAGGGAAGGCGGGGGAGGAGGGAGAGCCGGAGGUGAGGAGGAGAAGGUCUCUCCUGGCGGCUCUGGAGAGGAUCGGAAGGAGAGAGGAAGAGGAGGAGGACGAAGACUUUCAGGUGCCACAGCGGGAGGAAGACAGCGGUUUCUCUGUGAACAAGUGCAUCCUGGGUGCCGUGAUCCUGCUGGGCCUCGGCACCAUCUUUUUCUCAGGUGUUUUCAUGGACCUCAAUGAAGAAAGCGACUAUGGCCCCACGGAGCUGAAGAAUACCGAAGUACCAGGAAAACAGGAGUGGCUUAAUCCAGAGGCCCCGCCGCCCCCGGGAGACGCUGACAGUUCACAGCUUCUAAAUAAGUUAGCCGAAGGGAGCCAGCAGAUUUCUGUGCUGCAGGCCCAACUUCAGGCACAGAAAGAGGAGCUAAAAGUAGCCAAGGGACAGGCAGCGGAGGGAGCGAAGGAGCGGCGGCGCUGGGAGGAGGUGGAGAAGGAAAACAGUAGGUUGAAGACAGAGAUGGCAUCUCUCCCUGUCCUUCACAAAGACAACGAGAGGAUGAAGAAAGAGCUGGAGUCUGUGCCGGCCCUACAGAAAGAACUAGAAACACUGAGAUCCACUGUGACUGAGUUAAAACUCUCCUCAGCAGCCGGUCAGGCAGCUUCUGUGAAGGCCGCUACGUCGCCCCCCGCUGGUCAGCCAGAGGACGGCAGGCAAACUAGGAAGCCGUGGGAUGACCAGAAGGAGAAGAAGAAGAAAGAUCCGAAGAGGGACAAAUACGACAUGGGCGAGAAGAAAGAGCGGAAGGAAAAAUCUGCAUUGAAGGACGCAGAUAAAAAGGAGAGAAAAGAUGCCGGUAAGAAGGAAUGGAAGAAGGAAAAGCACGAGCACGGGGUGUUUGAGAAGGACGGCAAGCACAAGAGGCCGAACGACGAGGCGAAGCAGUGGAAGAAAGAGAAGACGAGCAGAGGAGAUGAAGGAAAGCCUUGGAAGAAUCGGGAAGGGAAGAAAGAGUGGGUAGGAAAGGGUGAGAAAAAAGAGUGGAAGGAGGAGAAGGAGAGGAAGAAGGUGAAGCACGAGAACGAAGGUAAACAGUGGAGGGGAGGGAAGGAUCGCGGAGAGAAGGAGUGGAAGGGAGAGAAGGAGUGGAAGAAAGUGAAAGACGGCUUUAAGGAAAGUGGCAAAGAGAAGUGGGAGAGGAAAGAGUGGAAGGAGAAAGGAGAGAGGAAGGAGAAAGGAGAGAGGAAAGAGUGGAAGAAAGACACAGAGUGGAAGGACAAGAACGGCAAAGGGAAGGGCGAGAGGAAACACUGGGAAGGCGGCAAAAACCACGGCAAGGAAAGAACCGCGAAGGACGAGAGGAAGCAGUGGAACGAGCACGAGUGGAGUAAAAAGGAAAAACACGACAAGGAGUGGAAGAGGAAGGACGAGAAGUGGGAAAAGGAGGAGGAGUGGAAGAAGGGGAGGCCGAAAGAGAAGAAGCACAACGGAGAGGGGAAGAAGGAGAAAUCAGAAAAAGGCAAAGAUAAAUUUACAGGUAAUCACAAGGACGAGCAUCUGUACGGGGAACAAAAGCAGCUUCACACUCACCGCAAACCCUCCCUGGACCAGCCGGAGUACUGGCUGCAGCAGAGGGACCGCCUGCAGCACAGUCCCAAACCGCCGCAGCACUGCGGCUCCUUGGAGAGCUGCGCCGAGGCCGAGCAGCUGCUUCCCGUCCCUCUGCCGGAGUUCGAGGCCAUCCUCCAAACGUAUCUCGCCAAGGCAGAGGAGGCCGGAGCAGACGAAGCCAAAAGAACGGAGCUGAAGAAGCUGGCGGCGGAGUUCUUCAAGGACGGCUUCUUCGCUCACGACCAGAUGAGCUUCCGGGAUUUCGUUGAAGACGUGGGAGACAUUUUGGAAGACAUGGUGGAAGGCGACGAGGAGGACAGCGACGCAGAGGACAGCGCCAUAGAGGAGGAAAUGGAGGCGUUCGAAAAGGAAGUCAUGGAGAAGUUCUCGAUGCCGGGAGCCGUGGAGAAAGAGGAGAGGGUCAAAGGUGAGCGGAGGAAGGAGAGCGAACGAGGACGUGGCUGAUGAAGUGGUGGAGCUGGAAGGAGUCGGGAUGGAGGGAGGUUUACUCAAAGGGAACACUUCUUAUUGGACCACAAAUGCUUAAAAGUAUACGUUUAUCAACCUGCCGUCCUGUCUGAAGGGUUGGCUUCUCUUCAACGUGUUGUCCAAGCGAUUUAAAUUGUAAUUUUGUUCCAUUGUUUUGGGAGGUUUUUGUAUUUCACCUGCACACACACCUUAGUACAAAGGGAUAUAGAAGGGCUUGUAUCUGCAUCAGAACAUGAUGUUAUGAGAAAGAACUUGUAAAAACAUAGAUUCUGAUGUUCAGGCCAGACAAUAUUCUCUAAAACUACUUACACAGCAUACAGCAGGAGUGAGUGGACCCCAGUGCAAAAGUUGCAUCAUUUCAAAGCUCUCAUAAAUAAUAAAUAAUAAUAAAAAACAGAAACUUUACAGAGACAAUGUUCAAAAUUCAGGCCCCAGAGUAGAAUCUCAACUGGUGGCAGCAUCAUGAUAUGGGGCUGCAUGAGGGCAGAAGGUGUUGAUGACAUUAAUAGAUGAAUGUCUAAGGAUAAACCAGAACACUGGCUGACUAGAUGAAGCUGGAAGAAGAGGAAUAUUCCAGCAUGAGAACCAUCCAAAGCACAAAAUCACUCCCACUGUGAGGCCUGUAUUUUCAGUAUAAUCCAUUUUAAUUUAGCAUAAGAGCAAAUCUUCACUGCAGGUGAUUAUAAUUUGGAGUAAUUGAAGUGGCACCGCACAGGGCUGCACUCACGUCUGUAGUAUGUUGUAGCUUGUUUAUAUGUAACCGAUCACAUGCAGCUAAUGUCUACAUCCACUGGUUAUUUACGUUAUAGUCUUAUUCAGACACUUCUUCACUCUGCACUGUUUACCUAUUGGCUGAUCGGGCUUACAGUAUCUUCAUGUUUUAGUUACUUAAGCCUGACUCUUAAUGUCGGAUUAUCUUUGAACGUUGGUUAACAAACCUUUUUUUUUUUUUUUUUUGAUAUAAAGGACGGCCUCAACAUGGACUGCUGGAAAGAUAAAGUGAAUACUUGACGUGAAGUUAGAGAAGUCCGCGUAGGUCUUGAAGGUUGUACAUAUCGCAUCGUUUGUCUGUUUUAAGAACUCGGCUGUCAUUUCAAAAACAUAUAAUUAACUUAUUUCCUAGCGGUUGGCAUAGGAUCGGGUCGGCACAUAAGACAUCGACAUGUUGAGCGUGUAUAUUUUAUUUCAGGUACAGAACUCGUGUUGUGCACUAAAAUGUUCUUAAUUAUUGUUUUGCGACGAAUUUGUUUGCGUGGAUUAGGUCUGAGCUUGGUUUUCACACGCUGGUGAGUUUAUGAAAUGUAGCUGACUGAAGCUCCUGUAGAGAUUGUUUGUUCAGAGGCGUUAUUGUGUGGCAGCGUUAGAGAAUUUUCAAUGUUAGGAAGUUUGCUGCUGUUGUUGUCAUAAGAGCAGAAUAAUAAAUUUAAAUGGCUCCCUGUGAUGCAAUAA